This is a messenger RNA of Filobasidium floriforme, 1504 nucleotides long. RefSeq names its product carbon-nitrogen hydrolase. The coding region runs from base 63 to 1010 and encodes 315 amino acids. Gene Ontology annotation, biological process: L-glutamine metabolic process; oxaloacetate metabolic process. Gene Ontology annotation, molecular function: omega-amidase activity. The record is from RefSeq and is a predicted model, not a curated record. The transcript is spliced from 9 exons. Gene Ontology annotation, cellular component: mitochondrion. NCBI's taxonomy places the organism in Eukaryota, Fungi, Basidiomycota, Tremellomycetes, Filobasidiales, Filobasidiaceae.
ACAAGAAUUGCAACGAUCACCCAGAUCGUACCAAUCUGCCGAAGCCCGUCCCACAUUAAUCAAUGCUGCGAGCAUCCCUCACACGUAGUAGCUCCAACUCCGCGUUGCUAAGAAGAACCAUGUCUACCAUUCAAGCUAAACCAUUCAAGCUCGCGCUCGUGCAACUUGGCGGGUUGAGCGAAGACAAGACGAAGAACCUCGAGAUCGCUGCGGCUGGUGUCAAGGAGGCGGUUUCAAAAGGCAGAGCCGACCUGGUCGUCCUGCCAGAAAUCUUCAAUUCUCCUUAUGCGGUCACAGCAUUUCGCAAAUAUUCUGAGUCUAUACCGAAUGGUCUGCCGGUUCGGGCUGGCUCCCUGAAAUCAGAGAGUACCAAGGCUCUCAGUCAGAUGGCGAAAGAAAACAAGAUCUGGCUGAUAGGUGGCUCCGUUCCGGAGAUUGAGAGCGACACUGAUCACAUCUACAACACUUGCACGGUAUACAACCCUGAUGGUGAUCUCGUGGUGAAGCAUCGCAAGGUCCACCUGUUCGACAUCGAUAUUCCCGGAAAACAGACUUUCAAGGAAAGCGAAACUCUGACGGGCGGAGACACCUUGAACACUUUCGAGACUCCGUUCGGGAAGAUCGGUCUUGGGAUCUGCUAUGAUAUCCGUUUCCCUGAAAUGGCAAUGAUCGCCGCUCGUCAGGGUGUCGUGGCCAUGAUCUACCCAUCAGCUUUCAACACUACAACCGGACCCAUUUACUGGACUCUUCUUCAACGAGCAAGAGCCGUCGACAAUCAGAUCUUUGUAGCCAUGUGCUCACCUGCAAGGCAUCCCGGCGCAUCUUACCAGGCUUACGGGCACUCCUCCGUCGUCGCGCCCAACGGAGACGUUUUGGCUGAAGCUGACGAGCAUCCCACAAUCGUCUAUGCUGACAUCGAUACUCAGCUGUUGGCUAGCACUCGUUCCGGACUUCCUGUCACUGUCCAGCGACGUUUCGACGUAUACCCCAAUGUCGCUGAUGGCAACUGAUCAAUGUAAUCUAAAUCUGACUUUACGAUACUACCAUCAUUUCGGUGGGAUAGGAGGAAUGGGAAACUCACACACGCAACCAAGAGGUGUUUGUAGUGGAUUUCUAUCGGAUAUGUCAUCCUCGUACAACCUCAUGACCCCGUGCAGAUACUCACCUUGACCGCGAUACAUGAAGUGUCAAGGUAGAACUACAUUCUCGAAUCAAGAUCAUAUGCCGUUACGGUAUUCCGCAAUCGUAAAAGAAUCAAGUAGAGUGACUGGCGCACCUCCAAAAACCAGAGUCGAGUUCUGCCGGAAUCUCGCUCAAAUUGUCAUUUCUCCCGUCGGCAAUCCGGCAGUAUAGGCAGCGGAUUCGAACGCCAACAAUCGCCAGAUGUCGUUGACAACCUGGCUAGCAUCCUCUUCCAGGACCUGUAGUGAUUACCAUGACUUCAGCACUUGUCAAGGCAUCCAUAAGCCAACGCAGAGCUCACCGGCUCAAGGGUCUCCAGUAG